Molecule: messenger RNA, 1039 nt
Organism: Zonotrichia albicollis (white-throated sparrow)
Lineage: Eukaryota; Metazoa; Chordata; Aves; Passeriformes; Passerellidae
Source: RefSeq, a predicted model, not a curated record
GGGUGCCCACUUCGAUGAUGUCUCUGUGGGGAUGUCGACUCAAGCUUCCAUGUGUUCCCCCACGCGCUCUGGGGGGGUCAGCAUGGAUCACUCUGUCAGCGUCCUCGUCGUGGCCUCCACUGUGGCCCAUCAGCUGGGGCACAACCUGGGCAUGCGCCACGACAGCGCCGGGCGCCUCUGCGACUGCGGCGACCUCCGGCACGACCGCGGCUGCAUCAUGGCACCACCCACAGGGUUGACACCUGGCUUGAGCUUCAGCAACUGCAGCCGGCAGGACCUGGAGCGCAGCCUGCAGCAGGGCCAGGGCUGGUGCCUGUCCAAUGUCCCCGAGCCCCAGGUCCUGACCGGGAGCCCCACCUGCGGGAAUCGCUUCGUAGAGCUGGGCGAGGAAUGCGACUGCGGCCUCAGUGUGGAAUGCACCGAUCCUUGCUGCAACAGCAGCUCCUGCCAGCUGAUGCCAGGGGCCGUGUGUGCCACCGAGGAUGCCUGCUGUGAGGACUGCCAGCUGCGCCGUGCUGGCCACGUGUGUCGGGAGCCGCUGGGCGAGUGUGACCUGCCCGAGUUCUGUGACGGGGUCUCACGGCGCUGCCCCCCUGACACGUUCCUGCAGGACGGGCAGCCCUGUGCCAGCGGGCGGGCACGCUGCUACAGCGGGGCCUGUGCCACCUACGAGGGGCAGUGCCAGCAGCUGCUGGGGCCAGGUGCCAGUCCUGUCUCCAGCUCCUGCAUGGCAGCCCUGAACACCAGAGGGGAUGAACGUGGGCACUGUGGGCAGCUCCCCAACGGCUCCUAUGUCACUUGCACCCAGCAGGACACCAGCUGUGGGAUGCUGCAGUGCCAGCGCAGCAGUUCCCGUGGGAACAGCCCAGAAGGGUCCUGCCAGGGCACCACCCUGCCCGGGGAUGAGGAUGUGACAGAUGCGGCCAUGGUGCUGCCUGGCACCACCUGUGGCCCUGGGAAGAUGUGCCUCCAGCACCGGUGCCAGGACAUCUCCGUGCUGGGUGACCAGCAGUGCCAGAGCAAAUGCCAUGGGCACGGG